Molecule: messenger RNA, 6509 nt
Organism: Gopherus flavomarginatus (Mexican gopher tortoise)
Lineage: Eukaryota; Metazoa; Chordata; Testudines; Testudinidae
Gene: IRS2
Product: insulin receptor substrate 2
Exons: 2
Coding region: 246-3638 (1130 amino acids)
Biological process (GO): insulin receptor signaling pathway
Cellular component (GO): cytosol; plasma membrane
Molecular function (GO): phosphatidylinositol 3-kinase binding; insulin receptor binding
Source: RefSeq, a predicted model, not a curated record
ACUGUUACCGAGACAGGCAGCAGCGCCCAGCUCCGAGGCUCCGGAGAGCAGCAGCGCCCAGGAUCUAGAAGGACCUCGGGCAGCAGCAAGCCCAGACUGCACGGAGCAGCCAGGUCGGCAACAGCACCAUCACCACCGCGCUGUAUAGAGGAGCCAGGGUCACAGCGGCGCCGGAGACCAGGAGAAUAAGCCCCCACCCAAGGGCGCUAAGAACUCAGCCCCCUGUCCCGCGCUCUGGGCUGGGGAUGGCGAGCCCCACGCUGCUGGGGCUGCUGCCCCCCCUGCACUCCCCUCCUGGUCCUAACCUCAACAACAACAACAACCAUCAGAGCGUGAGGAAAUGCGGCUACCUGCGCAAGCAGAAGCACGGGCACAAGCGCUUCUUCGUGCUCAGGGGACCCGGCGGCAGCGGGGAGGAGCAGCCGGGGGCGGGCGGCGCCCGGCUGGAGUACUACGAGAACGAGAAGAAAUGGAAGAACAAGUCGGGGGCUCCCAAGCGGGUGAUCGCGCUGGACUCCUGCCUCAACAUCAACAAGCGAGCGGACGCCAAGCACAAGUACCUGAUCGCCCUCUACACCAAGGACGAGUACUUCGCCGUGGCGGCCGAGAACGAGCAGGAGCAGGAGGGCUGGUACCGGGCCCUCACCGACCUGCUCAACGAGGGCAAAGCCGCCUGCCAGGGUUCCCCGCUCCGCCACCUCUCCUCGCCCUUCUCCUCCUGCAGUGCCGCCGCCUCCUCCCUGGCCGGCGGCUGCGAGGACCUCAACUACGGGCUGCUCGCCCCGGCCAGCGCUGCCUACCGGGAGGUCUGGCAGGUGACGCUGAAGCCCAAGGGCCUGGGGCAGAGUAAGAACCUGACCGGAGUGCACCGGCUCUGCCUCUCCGCUCGCACCAUCGGCUUCGUGCGCCUCAACUGCGAGCUGCCCUCGGUCACGCUGCAGCUGAUGAACAUCCGCCGCUGCGGCCACUCCGACAGCUUCUUCUUCAUGGAGGUGGGGCGGUCGGCGGCCACCGGGCCCGGCGAGCUCUGGAUGCAGGCGGACGACUCGGUGGUGGCGCAGAACAUCCACGAGACCAUCCUGGGGGCCAUGAAGGCGCUGAAGGAGCUGUCCGAGUUUCGGCCCCGCAGCAAGAGCCAGUCCUCCUCGUCCUCCUCCUCCGGGGGCGCCGGCGGCCCCGGAGCCUCGUCCACCCACCCCAUCACCGUGCCCGGCCGCCGGCACCACCACAUGGUCAACCUGCCGCCCAGCCAGACCGGCCUGCUGCGCCGCUCCCGCACAGACAGCCUGGCGGCCGGGGCCAGCGCCAGCGCCGGCACCAAGGGCACCCCGGGCCGGGUGCGGACGGCCAGCGAAGGGGAUGGCUGCAGAGCGGGCUCGGUCGCCGGCAGCCCCAUGAGCCCCGGCCCGGUGCGGACUCCCUUGAGCCGCUCGCACACUCUCAGUAGCGGCGGCAAGGCGGGGGGGAAGCUGGGGCCGGUGCCCCCCGGGGGCGGCCUGCAGAAUAGUCGCUCCAUGUCUAUGCCCGUGUCUCACUCGCCCCCUGCCGCCACCAGCCCGAUCAGCCUCUCCUCCAGCAGCGGGCUCGGCUCCGAGCCCCCCCACCCGCAGCGCCCGUCCAGCGGCAGCGCCUCCGUAUCGGGCUCCCCCAGCGACCCGGGCUUCAUGUCCUUCGACGAAUAUGGCUCCAGCCCGGGCGGCGACCUGCGGCCCUUCUCCUCCACCGCCAGCAACCGCAGCAACACGCCCGAGUCCAUCGCCGAGACCCCCCCGGUGCGGGACCCCGGGAGCGGCACGGACCUGUACGGCUACAUGGCCAUGGAGCGGCCCCAGAGCGGCCGGCUCUGCUACCGGCCCUGCCCGGACUUGGCGGGGGACAAGGGCCCCAGGAAGCGGACUUACUCGCUGACCACGCCGUGCCGCCAGCGGCCCGCCCCCCCGCAGGUCUCCUCCGCCUCCCUGGACGAGUACACCCUCAUGCGGGCCACCUUCGCCGGCAGCUCCGCCCGCCUCUUCCCCGCGGCCUCCCCCAAAGUGACCUACACCCCCUACCCCGAGGACUACGGGGACAUCGAGAUCGGCUCCCACCGCAGCUCCGGCAGCAGCAGCAGCAACCUGGGGCCGCCGGCAGGGGGCGGCGGAGGAGGGGACGACGGCUACAUGCCCAUGACGCCCGGGGUGGCCGCGGCUUUGGGGCCGGGCGGCCGGAGCGGCGAUGACUACAUGCCCAUGAGCCCGACCAGCGUGUCCGCCCCCAAGCAGAUCCUGCAGCCCCGGGCCGGGGCGGGCGGCGGCUACAAGACCAGCUCCCCCGGGGAGAGCUCCCCGGACGACAGCGGCUACAUGCGGAUGUGGGGCGGCUCCCGGCUGUCGGUGGAGAGCUCGGACGGGAGGCUGAGCGGCGGCGACUCCAGCAACAUGUCCCCGCACGGGCCGCCCGCCGCCUCGCUCACCCCGCCCGACUUCUUCUUCGCCCCGGCUCAGGGCGCUGGAGACCCGCCGAAGGCCACCUACGCCUGCAGCUCCCUGCCCCGCUCCUGCCCCAGCGAGGAGCCGGCCAAGGACAGUGACCAGUACGUGUUCAUGAGCUCCCCGGGCAGGCUGCUCCCGGAGGAGCCGGCCUGCCGCCUGCGCCCCGCCGCCCCCUCCAGCCACACGGUGCCUUCCCCGCUGCGGCACAGCCGGACCGAGAGCUUCCUGGGCCCGCGGGCGGUGCGGCCCUGCCGCCUGGCCCUGGACACCCUGCGGACGCUGCUGCCCAGCAUGCACGAGCAGCCCCUGCCGCCCGAGCCCCAGAGCCCCGGCGAGUACAUCAACAUCGACUUCGGGGAGGCGGCGGCCGCCGGCAGCCUGGCCUCCUCGCUGGGCUCGGGCGCCGGGCGGCGGCGCUCCCCCCUCUCCGACUACAUGAACCUGGACUUGGGCUCGCAGGCGGGCCCGGUGCCGGUGGGCUCCCGGGAGGCGCUGUCCCCGGCGUCCUGCGCCAGCCGCGGCCGGCCCGACGGGCUCUACCUGCAGGCGGCGGUGGGGGUGGCCUGCCUGUCCAGCCCGCCCGACGGGGGGGAUUACACCGAGAUGACCUUCGGCCUGGCCGCCACCCCGCCCCAGCCGAUCGCCCAGAAGCCAGAAAGUGCCCGGGUCACCAGCCCCACCGCCGGGGUGAAGAGACUCACCCUGGCCGGGGUGGAGGCUUUCAUCCUCUCCAGCCCGCCCCCGGACCCCAACCGCGGGGCCAAGGUCAUCCGGGCAGAUCCCCAGGGGCGCCGGCGGCACAGCUCGGAGACCUUCUCCUCCACCACCACAGUGACCCCCGUGUCUCCUUCCUUUGCACAUAACCCCAAACGGCACAACUCGGCCUCGGUGGAGAACGUGUCCCUCAGGAAAAGCGAAGGCCUGGAGGAGGAGCAGGGCAGCAGCCCCAUGUGCCGGGAGACCUCCGCCGGCUUCCAGAACGGCCUCAACUACAUCGCCAUAGACGUGGUGGAUGGGAGCCUGGCGAACUGUGACAAAGGCAGGCACGCCAUGAAUGGGGACAUCAGUGGAAUGGAGACCAGCGCCUAUGCCAGCAUAGAUUUCCUAGCCCAUAACCUGAAAGAAGCAACUGCUGUGAAAGGAAGUGCAGAAAGAUGGAAGAGAUGAAAGUGGAGAAAGCUUUGAACCUAAUUGAGAGGAUUGUUGACUGAAAUAUCAGAAUUUUUACAAGAUGAACACACUGAAUGGGAGAGUUAAGGACAGAAACAGACUUGUCAGUUAUCUGUAGUUUUGCUUAGGCUGGUGCCAGGAUUUACAUGGUUUGGGAUAAAUCAGUGUGAAUGCUACAAUUAUUGGUUCCAUUGCCUUAUAUAAAGAAUGUUUGGCUGUGGCAUGUACAUUGGAAUUAUAUUCCAGUAAAAUCAUGAGUUCUCUUGUAUUUAAUUGUAAAUUGAGUUUAACAAGAUUUUAGUUUUGCUUGGCCCACCUACAGCCCCUAACUGCAUAACAAACCCAUGUUGGGGAAGCACCACUUCUACAGUAUCCUCCAAACUGCUGACCCUAAGGGGAACUCUGCCUAGGGGGAAAACCUGGACUGGAUUAAAAUGCUCCCAGCAUCCAGAUUGGAUUAAACUGUGGAAAUUCUAUUCACUUAGCUAAUAAGGGGAAACUGGCACUACAUCUCUAAUAAAGUUAAUAAAACAAAUAUAGCAAAAUGAAUUUAGAGAAUGGCAAAUGGUGGGAACUACUAGUUUAAUUCUAGUAGUUAUAAAAUAAUUAACCAUUAUUCAGAUACUUGUUUUAUUUUAAUAUUUUCUUUUGUGUAUGGGCUUCCUUUUUCUGUUUCUUAUAUGCAUGUAAAUGUGCAGUGAAGAUCAAUGUCAUUGGGUGUUGAGCUAAAUGUAGGAGGCACAGCUGAUGACUAUUUCUGCCAUUCUGUUUCCCACACCUGUGUGCUUGUUGAAUAUAAUUACACUCACUCUAUUCAGGAAGAACUAUAGCCGAUUUCAGGACAAAGAGAUAGGAAACACUUUGCAUAACUGUUAUCAGUAUUCCUGGUCAUAUUUUAAAGUGAAUGCUGUAUGUUACAUGUAUUUUUAGUGAAAAUAAUUUGAACAAAAAGAGCAGUGCGAUUAGGAACGUGCAAGAAUAUUACCUUAGUAAUGGAAUGCAUAAGUACAGUAGUGGGCUUUUGAAGGGAGCUAUUAACAUUUACAACUCCUGAGCUCUAUUUUGGUUUUGUUUACAUAAGCACAUUGAAGUUUGUUUACAGUACUACUACCUUAUUACUACUGCUACUUCUUAAAGAUCACCAGUACUAUUAGCGGUAGAAUUCGAGGUUCUAAGAACUUUAAUUUGUAAGAUUAACAGGAUUUUCAUAUUUUAUGAUGAAAUACACAUACAGAAUUAAAGAAAUAUAUGUAUUAAGUAUACGAGGUACUGUUUAACUCUUGUUUCUUAUUUUAAGACAGUGGCAGUACAGAAUGAUUUGGCUAAAUUUUAUUGAUGAUUUUUGAUGUUUCUAUAUACAGUUUACCAUGGAGGUAGCCUAUAUUAGAUGUGAUGAGAAUUGUUUACUUUGCCGUUUGUGCUAAUCGUUUACUGAAUCACUAAAGCCAUUGAGUGGGAACUAGAUUUAUCCUUUCAAAGCUAAGGAGAAAUUAACAGUUUUGUUGGAGCAAUUUAAAAACUGCUAUGUAUGCUUCUUUAGAAAGAAGUAAGGUGAAGAGCUCUUGUAAAAAAUCUGUUUAAAAAAAUGUAUCUUGUGUCAAAACAAAAAAAUCCCCACACGAACAAACAAACUCAAAAAAACCCAACUACUUGGUUUAUCAGGAAAUGUAAUAUUUCAGUGUAAAAUCAUAGUUCAAAUACUUUCCCAUAUCUAUAGAUAUAUCUUAUUAUGUAGGUAAAUACUGUGUUUGAGUUUUUGUGCCUUUAACAAAGAAAAUUAAUCAUGUGACUUUAAAAAUAAAGAUGCAUUGGUUUUCAUCAGUAACUUGCCUGUCUGCUUUAAAGAAUAGUGUGUUUUUGGAAUUUUGAGCCAGUAUCAUUCUGUUACAAUGAGAACAAGCUAACACCACCAAACUAGUUUCAAACAGAAAAAUAAAAAGGUUAUUCAGAAUUUAUCAGUUAACAUAGUUCUGCUUCACUCUGAAAGCAUGCAGACCUGUGAGUCUAACAAGUACUUGCCUUCUUCUGAAAUAUAAAUAAAAUAGUGCUUUUACUAGACAGCUGGAAACUCUUGUUGCACACUGAUUUAUUAGUUAGCAUUCAACUUUCUAAGUAUGAAAUAACAGCCCUUUCGCAAAAGAACAUUAGUUCAUACAAAAUUAUGUAUUUUCUUGCUUAUGUAAACAUUUUCACCCAGUUCCUCUUUUGGUGUAAAUUGUUUAUUGCAUUGGAGCUGUGCUAAAUUACACCAACUGAGGAUCUGACCUUUGGGUAAAACCUUGGCUCCAUUGAGGUCACUAGUAAUUUUGGCUUUAAUAGGGUCAGGAUUUCACCCUGUGAUGUUUUUUAUCCUGAAAUCCUUACACAAAAUUCCCAUUAAGUUCAGUAGUAAUUGUGCUUGAAAUUAAGGUAUUACAAUUGAGGCCAUUAUCUUUGUUUUUUUUCCCAAAAGCAACAUGUGCUGUUUUAAGUUUUCCAAAGUGUGACAGCAAAUACGUGUGAUAGUGCACCUACCUGUUGAGGUCUGUUGGCUCCCCCCCAUUUUACUUCCUCUUGAUUUAUUAAAAAAGGGUCUUCAAUUAUAACCUGUAAUGCAUCGGUUUUAAAUGAUCAUAAAGUAAGAUAGUGGUCUUUGAGAAUAGGUAAAAUGCUGUCUCACUAGCUUAUAAUUCUUGUAAGGAUUUUAUGAAUAUACUUAAACAGUACAAACGUCAUAAUCUAGAGAAAAUUCUCACAUUGUUAAAACUGAAACUCUGAUUUACUUUUCCUUUGUGUUCAGUUUGGACAAUAAAACUAGAGAAGUCAGUUUCACUUUUUGGUUCUUAUAUACUGAUUGCCACAAUAUUUGGCUUAGAAACUGCAGGGAAA